AUGGCAUCUGCAACAACGGCUGAUUCUACAGUAUCAACAACACCAAUGGCCGAAACCACAUCAGACACAGCGGAUACGACAGUGGCAACCGAAACGACCUCAGCCCCAACCACAGUGGCAACCGAAACGACCACGGCCGCAACAAUAGUGGCAACCGAGAGGACACCGGUCGCAACCACAGAGGAAACCGAAACGACCUCGGCCCAAACAACUGUGGCAACCGAGACGACCUCGGCCCCAACAACAGUGGCAACCGAAACGACCUCGGCCCCAGCAACAGUCGCAACCGAAACGACCACGGCCCCAACAACAGUGGCAACCGAAACGACAACGGCCGCAACAACAGUGGCAACCAAAACGACCACGGCCGCAACAACAGUCGCAACCAAAACGACCCCGGCCCCAACAACAGUCGCAACCGAAACCAUCACGGCCCCAACAACAGUGGCAACCGAAACGACAACGGCCGCAACAACAGUGCGACCACGGCCCCAACAACAGUCGCAAACGAAACGACCUCGGCCCCAACAAGAGUGGCAAAAGAAACGACCUCGGCCCCAACAACAACCGCGGCCCCAACAACCAUCGCAAGCGAAACGACCACGGCCCCAACAACAGUGGCAACCGAAACGACCUCGGCCCCAACAACAGUGUCAAUCGAAACGACCUCGGCCCCAACAACAGUCGCAACCGAAAAGACCACGGCCCCAACAACAGUGGCAACCGAAACGACAACGGCAGCAACAACAGUGGCAACCGAAUGGCAACCGAAACGACCACGGCCAAAACAACAGUCGCAACCAAUACGACCCCGGCCCCAACAACAGUCGCAACCGAAACGACCACGGCCCCAACAAAAGUGGCAACCGAAACGACCUCGGCCCCAACAACAGUCGCAACCGAAACCACCACGGCCCCAACAACAGUGUCGCAACCGAAACGACCACGGCCCCAACAACAGUGGCAACCGAAACGACAACGGCCGCAACAACGGUGGCAACCGAAAUGACCAAGGCCGCAACAACAGUCGCAACCGAAAAGACCACGGCUCCAACAACAGUGGCAUUCGAAACGACCCCGGCCCCAACAACAGUGGGCCCCAACAACAGUCGCAACCGAAACGACCUCGGCCCCAACAACAGUCGCAACCGAAGCGACCUCGGCCCCAACAACAGUCGCAACCGAAGCGACCACGGUGGCAACAACACUCGCAACCGAAACGACCUCGGCCCCAACCACAGUGGCAACCGAAACGACUACAGCCGAAACAACAGUGACAACCGAAACGAUCUCGGCCGCAUCCACAGAGCCGAAACCACAACGCCAAUCGAUGUAAACACGGCCGUUACAUCAUCGGCCACCGAAGCGACCACGGCCGAAACCACCGUUGAAACCGAAGCAACCACAACCGAAAAAACAUCGAUCGGGUCUACUGCAGCAACCGACGCGGUGACCACAACAUCGAUCGGGUAUACUACAGCAACUGACGCGGCGACCACAACAUCGGCCGGUUCUACUGCAGCAACCGAAUCGACCACAACAUCGAUCGUGUCUACUGCAGCAACCGACGCGGAGACAACAACAUCGAUCGGGUCUACAGCAGCAACAGACGCGGCGACCCCAACAUCGAUCGAGUCUACUGCAGCAAUCGACGCGGCGACCACAACAUCGGUCGGGUCUACUGCAGCAACCGACGCGGCGACCACAACAUCGAUCGGGUCUUCUGCAGCAACCGACGCGGCGACCGCAACAUCGGACGCUUCUACUGCAGCAACCGAUGCGACCACAACAUCGAUCGGGUCUACUGCAGCAACCGACGCGGAGACCACAACAUCGGCCGCUUCUACUGCAGCAACCGAUGCGACCACAACAUCGAUCGGGUCUACUGCAGCAACCGACGCGGCGACCACAACAUCAAUCGGGUCUACUACAAUAACCGACGCGGCCACCACAACAUCGAUCGCGUCUACAGCAGCAACCGACGCGGCGACCACAACAUCGAUCGGGUCUACAGUAGCAACCGACGCGGCGACUACAACAUCGAUUGGGUCUACAACAGCAACCGACGCAACCGAAGCGGCGACCACAACAUCGGCCGGUUCUACUGCAGCAACCGAAGCGACCGCAACAUCGAUCGGGUCUACUGCAGCAACCGACGCGGCGACCACAACAUCGAUCGUGUCUACUGCAGCAACCGACGCGGCGAUCACAACAUCGACCGGCUCUUCUGCAGCAAACGACGCGGCGACCACAACAUCGAUCGUGUCUACUGCAGCAACCGACGCGGCGAUCACAACAUCGACCGGGUCUUCUGCAGUAAACGACGCGGCGACCACAACAUCGGUCGGUUCUACUGCAGCAACCCACGCGGCGACCACAUCAUCGGUCGGGUCUACUGCAGCAACCGACGCGGCGACCACAACAUCGAUCGGGUCUACUGCAGCAACCGACGCGGCGACCACAACAUCGAUCGGGUCUACUGCAGCAACCGACGCGGCGACCACAACAUCGAUCGGUUCUUCUCCAAUAACCGAAGCGGCGACCACAACAUCAAUCGGGUCUACUGCAGCAACCCACGCGGCGACCACAACAUCGAUCGGAUCUACAGCAGCAACCGACGCGGCGACCACAACAUCGGUCGGGUCUACUACAGCAAUCGACGCGGCGACCACAACAUCGGUCGGGUCUACUGCAGUAACCGACGCGACCACAACAUCGAUCUGGUCUUCUACAAUAACCGACGCGGCGACCACAUCAUCGGUCGGAUCUACUGCAGUAACCGACGCGGCAACCACAACAUCGAUCGGGUCUACAGUAGCAACCGACGCGGCGACCACAACAUCGAUCGGGUCUACUGCAGCAACCGACGCGGCGACCACAACAUCGAUCGGUUCUUCUCCAAUAACCGAAGCGGCGACCACAACAUCAAUCGGGUCUACUGCAGCAACCGACGCGGCGACCACAACAUCGAUCGGAUCUACAGCAGCAACCGACGCGGCGACCACAGUAUCGGUCGGGUCUAUUGCAGCAAUCGACGCGGCGACCACAACAUCGGUCGGGUCUACUGCAGUAACCGACGCGACCACAACAUCGAUCUGGUCUUCUACAAUAACCGACGCGGCGACCACAUCAUCGGUCGGAUCUACUGCAGUAACCGACGCGGCAACCACACCAUCGAUCGGGUCUACAGUAGCAACCGACGCGGCGACCACAACAUCGAUUGGGUCUGCAGUAGCAACCGACGCGGCGACCACAACAUCGAUUGGGUCUACAGCAGCAACCGACGCGGCGACCACAACAUCGAUCGUGUCUACUGCAGCAACCGACGCGGCGAUCACAACAUCGACCGGGUCUACUGCAGCAAACGACGCGGCGACCACAACAUCGGUCGGUUCUACUGCAGCAACCCACGCGGCGACCACAUCAUCGGUCGGGUCUACUGCAGCAACCGACGCGGCGACCACAACAUCGGUCGGGUCUACUGCAGCAACCGACGCGGCGACCACAACAUCGAUCGGUUCUUCUCCAAUAACCGAAGCGGCGACCACAACAUCGAUCGGAUCUACAGCAGCAACCGACGCGGCGACCACAACAUCGAUCGGGUCUACUACAAUAACCGACUCGGCCACCACAACAUUGGUCGGGUCUACUGUAGCAACCGACGCGGCGAACACAACAUCGAUCGGGUCUACAGUAGCAACCGACGCGGCGAACACAACAUCGGCAGGUUCUACUGCAGCAACCGAAGCGACCACAACAUCGAUCGGGUCUACUGCUGCAACCGAAGCGGCGACCACAACAUCGAUCGGGUCUACUGCAGCAACCGACGCGGCGACCACAACAUCGGUCGGGUCUACUGCAGCAACCGACGCGGCGACCACAACAUCGGUCGGGCCUACUGCAGCAACCGACGCGGCGACCACAACAUCGAUCGGGUCUACUGAAGCAACCGAAGCGGCGACCACAACAUCGGUCGGGUCUACUGCAGCAACCGACGCGGCGACCACAACAUCGGUCGGUUCUACUGCAGCAACCGACGCGUCGACCACAACAUCGGUCGGGUCUACUGCAGCAACCGACGCGGCGACCACAACAUCGGUCGGGUCUACUGCAGCAACCGACGCGGCGACCACAACAUCGAUCGGGUCUACUGCAGCAACCGACGCGGAGACCACAACAUCGAUCGGGUCUACUGCAGCAACCCACGCGGAGACCACAACAUCGAUCGGGUCUACUGCAGCAACCCACGCGGCGACCACAACAUCGAUCGGGUCUACUGCAGCAACUGACCCGGCGACCACAACAUCGAUCGGGUCUACUGCAGCAACUGACCCGGCGACCACAAAAUCGAUCGGGUCUACUGCAGCAACCGACGCGGCGACCACAACAUCGAUCGGGUCUACUGCAGCAACCGAAACAACAACCUCUUCUGCCGGCUCUGCAUCGCCAACGGAUUUAACCACAACUUUAGCCGGAUCUUUUAAAACCUUUACUCCUACCACCGAAGUAAUAACUACCGCGUCCUGUGGUUUCGGAAAUCAAAACGUCGGGUGCCCAUGUCCUGUUGGCUUUUAUAGACAACAGCAAAAUUGCACAGCAUGUGUAGGUAAUAAGUAUGGUGAUAACUGCUCUUUGUCCUGUGACUGCGAGAAUUCACACGCGGCCGUUGAUAUCCAAGCAUGUAACCAUGUGACCGGAAUUUGUGAAUGCAACUCUAAGUGGACUGGUCACCGGUGCCAGUUUGACGUAAAUGAAUGCAUUACGGGAGCCAAUAACUGCAGUUCCGAGAAUAAGAUUUGCAACAAUAUCAUUGGUGGAUUCGAAUGCUCAUUUGAGGACAAAAGCGGUUAUUGUGCCGUGCCACCAGAAGCAGCUUCAAAUAAUAAAGACGAUUUCAACCUCAAGCGUGGUGUAAAGGCGGUGUAUAUAUACUUUGUAAUCAAGGCGCCGAAAAAGGCUGUGCCGCUCAACUGCACUGUUCCCGAGUCUGUCGGCCCCCUGGCUGUCAAUAUUCGACUACAGUUGGACGCUUACAUGGCUCGGUAUAUGGGGAACAUCCCGUUCAAGCUCACUAUACGAUACAUGAGAAUUGGAAGCAUUCAAGUUAACGCAACCAUAGAGAAACCGGACACGUUGGAAGCGUCACAGAGAUUCUCCGAGGCAUUCUUCGCAUUGGAUGACGCUACAUUCAGUAUUGACGGCGUUCCGUAUAACACAUCCGCUAUUGCACUCAACAACACUCCAAUCGUUACCGGUGGAGGGACGCCGGAGGACGUGUGUCGGGUCUUCCUACUUGACCGUGGUCAGUGCCCGGACAAUGGCGUGUGUACUGUGGUGGACGGAACGCCCAGCUGUUUCCCGGCACAGGUUGACGACGGUGAGAAACUUGUCCUUGGCCUGGCUAUAGGGAUACCUCUCUUCUUCCUCGCCUGCCUAGCCCUUGUGUUGUGUGCAUUGCUCUUAUACCGGCGACGCAUGCAAAAACAUGCAGACAAUUCAAGUUCGUUCACAGAGAGCACGCAUGGCGUGAAUCCGUUCUUAUCGGGUCACUACGUGGCGGGGUUCUUCCCCGGACACAUGGCCACGAGGCUACACCGGAGAGAUUUUUCCCCUUUCCAUCCCCCGCAGUGGGAGGAGGACUCAGCAUCCACUUCCAGGAGUUCCGAUUCUGUAUAUUCAGAAAACAAGCAAAGUCACUCAUUUUCGUGGGAUUUCCUGUACAAUGGCGGAUAUCUUCGAGACGACUACCAUAUAAAAAGACCAGAAUUACGAACAUGACGUGUCAGCAGGCUUACAACACUACUCAAGUCAAGACAUAUCGCCAGCUUACUACAAAUUCGAUCAAAUCGGCUUUUAAGUGUAUUCGACGUUGACGAAAAAAAAUCGCACUUGAUUUUCGUAAAUGAGCUAACGGGAGUUCCGGUUUUUCAUAUUUCGUUUAAGUGCUGACCAGUGUCGUCAACGAUGGAGUCCUAUAUGUUAUUUUACACAAAUUUGAACUCAUCCCUUUGGGACAAAAAGUCAUAAACUAGCAAUUUUCAUUAUCAGAGCAGCUAUUGUAUUGUUACAAGCUCACUUCUACGAGUAGAUUAAUGGACCAUUAGCAGGCAUUACUUUAAAAGGACCGGUCAUAAUUAUAUAGCUUUAUGGUGGAUAUUCAUGUGUUCUUUUAUAUACGUGGCUUAUUUAUAAUUGAUAAAAAUGAAUACAUUAUGUUUGCUUGAGGCGUGAUCUACAUGUAUUUGUUCAGGGUCCUCGAUAUAUCGAUUGAAAAAAUAACAUCGUUAGUAUUCAAUUUUGGUGUGGCCUUUUUGCGAGUGUAUUACAUCUUUAUUCAAGGUAGUUAUGUAAUUAGAACCGAAUCACACAUGAAUACGCCGUGAUCAAUAUCUAAAUGACACUAAAACCUCUCCUUGCUAUUUAACAUGUUUUUCCUAUUUAAAGAUGUAUUCAAUAAAACAUAAAAAUUGUUGA
Messenger RNA from Mya arenaria, 6474 nucleotides. RefSeq lists its product as uncharacterized. The coding region runs from base 1 to 5778 and encodes 1925 amino acids. The transcript has 17 exons. Gene Ontology annotation, molecular function: calcium ion binding. NCBI's taxonomy places the organism in Eukaryota, Metazoa, Mollusca, Bivalvia, Myida, Myidae. The record is from RefSeq and is a predicted model, not a curated record.